Aphanomyces invadans is the source of this 705-nucleotide messenger RNA. RefSeq lists its product as hypothetical. The record is from RefSeq and is a predicted model, not a curated record. The transcript has a single exon. Bases 1 to 705 code for a protein of 234 amino acids. NCBI's taxonomy places the organism in Eukaryota, Oomycota, Saprolegniomycetes, Saprolegniales, Verrucalvaceae.
AUGACUGCCCUCGCCAAUUUUCUGCCCAACAACGCUAUCCCUGUCCACACCGGCGCGCCGCCGGCAGAAGACCCCUCCAGCUCGACGCAAGUCAAUAACGCUGGAAUGGAAGUCGACAGCGAUAGCGACAGCGGUUACGACGGCAACAGCGCAGCUGAGUCCAGUAGCGACGACGACGACGACGCCACGAAAACGUCGGAACCUCGCAACACGACGAACGAAGCCGACGACGACGACGACGACGAAGACGACACUAAGAUGGAAUAUGACGAAGCUGACGACGAAUGCGAUAGAACCGCGCCAUCGCAAGAACCGUGGCCAACGCCUCGGGAAGCAGCCAAGGUCUCCAAGAAGGCGGCCAAAGCAGCGCGGCAACAAGCAAACAAACCCGAACAGGCUACUACCGCGACACCGACACCAACCACUGAGCCUCGGAGCUACGCUUCGGCAGUGGGCGGGAACAAGCGAACGUCUCGCAAGCGGGAUGUCGGCUUUCACCCAUUGUCGGAGGUGGACCUUGCCACUCUCCUAGAGAAAUCGAUAUCAGGCACGUGGACGUACAGCGCAGUAGUGGACCUUGAUCCAACACCGCGCCUCGAAACGGUCGGACACUUACUGAUGCACAUCAACGUUGACAAGAUUCGCGAUCAGCCGCCGCCGAACUGGAAGUUCGUCUUGCAAGAACAGCCAGCCAUCGAAACCUAG